This is a messenger RNA of Drosophila serrata, 408 nucleotides long. It is a transcript of the gene Snap25, whose product is annotated as Synaptosomal-associated protein 25kDa. Gene Ontology annotation, cellular component: plasma membrane; SNARE complex. Gene Ontology annotation, molecular function: SNAP receptor activity; syntaxin binding. The record is from RefSeq and is a predicted model, not a curated record. Lineage: Eukaryota; Metazoa; Arthropoda; Insecta; Diptera; Drosophilidae. Gene Ontology annotation, biological process: synaptic vesicle fusion to presynaptic active zone membrane; synaptic vesicle priming; exocytosis.
CAAACUCUUCUUUUAGAGCAAUUGGACCGUAUCGAGGAAGGCAUGGAUCAAAUUAACGCAGACAUGAGAGAAGCUGAAAAAAAUUUAAGCGGAAUGGAGAAGUGUUGCGGCAUUUGCGUAUUACCUUGCAAUAAAAGCCAAUCAUUUAAAGAAGAUGAUGGGACUUGGAAAGGCAAUGAUGAUGGAAAAGUUGUAAAUAAUCAACCGCAAAGAGUCAUGGAUGAUAGAAAUGGAAUGAUGGCGCAAGCUGGAUAUAUUGGCAGGAUAACAAAUGAUGCGAGAGAAGAUGAGAUGGAAGAAAAUAUGGGACAGGUAAACACAAUGAUUGGCAACCUGCGAAAUAUGGCACUGGAUAUGGGUUCUGAGCUGGAAAAUCAAAACCGCCAAAUCGACAGAAUUAAUCGCAAG